AUGGUGAUAGCAUUGCAGAGAAUGACAAAACUGAGCAUCGUCAUUCUGAUUUUAGUCGGAAUAAUUGACUUUAUACCAGUAAUUUAUUACACUUCGAUACACAAGGGAACAGGCACAACGAAGAUACCAGUAAUCGAAACAAUUCCAGGCGUUUAUGAUGAAGAAAAUGGCAGUCUCAGAAGUGCAGUAAAUCAAGGCAGUGGACGGCGUCGUGACUAUUCUAGUGACGGGUGUAUUUCAAACGACCGAGCUGGAAUCAUGGAAACGUUGUCAAUUAGCCAACAUUGUCACCAUGUCCCAGGCAAUGCCACAUGUCGACAAUUCGUGAAGUUAAUAAAAGGAUCGCACUCGUUCCACAAAAGAAAGGAGAUCAAAAACUGCGAGGAGUUUCGGCAAUUACAUGGAUAUUAUAAUAAACCAGAGACAACAACUGAAACGCAAUUUCCUCUGGCAUUUGUCAUCCUUGUAUAUACAUCAGUUCCCCAGGUAGAACAGUUACUACGAACUAUUUACAGACCCUGGAACUUUUACUGUGUUCAUAUUGAUGGAAAAUCAUCGGCGCAAUUCCAUCGACGGAUUAAAACAAUCACGAAGUGUUUUCCUAACCUGUUACUCUCAUCGCAAUCUGUUACAGUUCACUGGGCGUCCAUUUACGUACUUGAAGCAGAAAGGAUUUGCCAAAGAGACUUGCUACGUCAUAGCGACAAGUGGAAGUAUCUUCUCAACCUAUCUGGUCAGGAAUUUCCAUUGAAAACUAACCUGGAAAUUGUCGAAGUCUUGCAAGAAUUGAACGGUACUAAUGAUGUUAUGAGUUUAGGAAAUCCAGAUGGAAGUGGAUACAACACUUGGAGACAACAUGUGCGAUAUAUUGUCGACCCGUAUAAUGGAAUACAGAGAACGAACAACAAAAAGACUGAACCCAUUCCGGGUAAUGUCGCUAUUUACAAAGGUGAGCUUCAUACUGCUUUAACAAGACAAUUUGUUGAAUACCUGCAUAAAGACCCCAUAGCUAUUGCAUACUACAAUUGGCUUAAUGAUACAUAUUGUCCAGACGAACACUACUACCAAUCACUCAAUGUACUGCACAACGCACCAGGAACAACUGGCAUUAUUAAUAAUCAACUGUUGUGUCGAGCUAAAGUGUGGGUUACUGAGCCAAACUCGUAUGUAUGCAAGUCGCGUCGUGUCAAACGCGGAAUAUGCAUAUUUGGACGAUUGGAUUUACCUUGGUUGCUUGAGCAACCUCAGCUCUUUGCUAAUAAGUUUCAUUUCAACGAGGAUCCACUAGUGUUAAAUUGUUUGGAAGAAGCACUCAAUUACCGAGUGUUUAACCCUAUACAUUUAAAUAUCGAUCUUUAUCACAACUUUUCAAAGAGCAGAAAAUGGGGAAUCAGGAAUACAUUACAAUCAUUUAAAUUGCUUCCUUCUCAAGUUUAG
Molecule: messenger RNA, 1437 nt
Organism: Saccoglossus kowalevskii
Lineage: Eukaryota; Metazoa; Hemichordata; Enteropneusta; Harrimaniidae
Product: N-acetyllactosaminide beta-1,6-N-acetylglucosaminyl-transferase-like
Cellular component (GO): membrane
Molecular function (GO): acetylglucosaminyltransferase activity
Source: RefSeq, a predicted model, not a curated record